This is a messenger RNA of Tigriopus californicus, 1717 nucleotides long. RefSeq lists its product as uncharacterized. Gene Ontology annotation, cellular component: extracellular region. The transcript is spliced from 5 exons. The record is from RefSeq and is a predicted model, not a curated record. Gene Ontology annotation, molecular function: peptidase inhibitor activity. Lineage: Eukaryota; Metazoa; Arthropoda; Copepoda; Harpacticoida; Harpacticidae. The coding region runs from base 619 to 1563 and encodes 314 amino acids.
UCCAUCCAUUUUAUAUUCGUAUUUGAAUGUAUUUUUAAGUACAAGUACUUUUUUUUACACGGUGUGCAUAGUCUUCCCUUUCAACUUGGAAUUCAAAAGUUCCAACGCAAUACUCUACUCCAGUACUCUCUAUCCUGUAUAUAUACGUAUGCAUGGAAGAAACCAUCCUGAUGAGACCACUUCUAAGGUGAUCUGGUUGAUGGUUUGCCUCUUUUUGAAUGUAUGUGAAGAGGGAGCUACAUACUAGGUUGGUUGACCAAGAAACGUCCAGUAAUGGUUGAGCCUAUGCAUGUUUUCCGAGUGUGUGAGUAUAAGGUACAGAGUCGUAGCAGCAAGAGGACCAACGGGACCAGAGAAUCUAUGCAAGAAAAGUGGCGCGCGGGACCGCUACUCGAGGAAUUAGGAGGAAAUCGUGGAGGGAGUCAAUGCCCUUGGUAACCCAGUGAGGCAAUGGGAAUAUUGCAUUUCAAGAACAAGACCAAAGUGAAAACAUCCCAACAUGGAAUGGAUUAUAUUAAUCCUUGUUUUAGCUCAAGUCUUCUCUCUCGAGGUAAAUAAUGUGCCAAGAUUACAUGAACCGGCACAACUUAUCAGGUGAUAUAACAGUAUAGACAAGAAAUGUGCCUUGUAUGUUCAGCCAACCCAAAUCAAACAUACAUACAUCAAUACGGAACGUUCAAAGUGUCUGCAAUUUUCUUCCUCUUCCAGGCUUUUGAGGGCAAAGAGAUGAAUAAGAAAACGAUGCUGUCGAAGGAAAAGGAUAAGCUAUCCAAAUGGUCAGCCACGCGAAAGAAGCCAUUUUCCUCGAAAACCGCGAUUCCCGUUAAAUUGGAAACGGUCAACAUUGAAAAGGAAGAGGCUGAUAGGGUCAAAGAAAUUGAAGAUACCGAUCGACUGUGUCUUUCACAAAGAGAAGAGAGCCUGCCCGAUUUCUUUUUGAAAUUUGGCAUUCACACCAAAUUGAUCACGGAUGUAACAGAGUUCAAUAAAAAGAUGAAAAGUGCCGCAUGGUUGUUCAAGAAGUAUCGAGGCUUACCCAGUGAAGACCGACAACUCAUGGGUAAAGGCAAGAGUCGAAUCCGGAACAAGCCUUUAAAGCACAAUCGUUUGCCACAGAAAUCUCGACGAAGAAGCGACAAUGCCUAUGUGCCGCCUUGUUAUGGAUUCAACUACUUGUCAACCAUUGAAGUGGUGGAUACAGAAACCGGUGUGCCCGACCUGGACAUGCUCUCGGAGAUCCUCUCCGAUAUGAGUAGUUUGGGAAUGUCCAAGAAGAUUGUUGAAGUGAUAAAAGGAUGCCGUGACUUUAAAGGAGAAUGCCCUUCCGAUUUGGAUCAAACGGAAGGAGCCUGUUUUGAUUCGUGCGUGUCUACUCGCGAAUGUGCUACUCACGAAAUUUGUUGUCCCACCCAAUGUGGUGGAACCAAGUGCUUCAACCCGGAAAUCGAGACCAAGUAUCGAAGCUCAGAUGCCAAGAUCAAGAAAAAAUGCCAUGCGGCUGAUAUGUUUAUGGAAUGCCUUUACAAAUCUAUCGAGAGCAAGAUUUGCUCAAACAAUAACUAAUGGACCAAGACCAGGGACAAGGCUCAUAGGUCAUUCCUAUUCUAUUACCAAACGGUCACAACAGAAUGGCAGAUGACCGAAUAAUUCUCACAUUGUAUCCACAUUUUAGAUCAAAUUCAUACUUUCUUUAAUAAAGAUUUAUUGUCCAGGCGUU